GUUCCAAGUAGUUUCUUAGGGAUAGAUCCUUAUUUGUAUCCAUCUGCUUGGCUCGCCCACUCCCACAGAUUUUACCCUUAGUCCAGGAAAUGGAAGGGAGAUGGAUCUUGAGCACUUGCAUCGUCCUCUUCACUGCAGCGCUAUGGCGAUUCGUGACGGUCUACUGGUGGCGCCCCAGGGCGAUCGCCGCGCAGCUCAAGAAGGAGGGCAUUCAGGGGCCUCCACCCCGAUUCAUGGUAGGCCAAAUAGCUGAAAUCCAGAACAUGAGGAGCGCCAUCAAGGAUCACGACAUGGAAAGUUUCAGCCACGACAUUUUCCAUCGGGUACAUCCUGCGUUGCUCAAAUGGCGGAAGCAAUAUGGGAAGAGAUUUGUGUUCUGGUGGGGAACUGAGCCAAGGAUAUUGGUCUCGGAGCCUGAGAUCGUAAGGGAGGUUUUGUCUAAAAAGUUUUCUCAGUUUGAUAAAUCGGAGGCCGGGCUGCGGUUGGCGAACUUGUUCCUUGGUGGUGGAUUAGUUUCUGUUACUGGAGAGGAGUGGAGUCAUCACCGCCGACUCGUAGCACCGGCAUUCUUUCAUGAACGUAUUAAACAAAUGACCAGUACAAUCGCAGGGUGCGCAUCUCGCAUGCUUGAUCAAUGUGAAGCUACGAUGCAGCAGAAUCCCGAGAUUGAAAUCUCUGGAGAGGUGCGUAAGCUCACAGGAGACGUUAUCUCCCAUACAGCAUUUGGAACUAGCUAUCUCAAAGGCCAGAGAGUUUUCGAGAUCUUGUCCAAGAAAAUCCCAGAGCUAGUCCCCAAACUCGUCAGCUUUUCCUGGAUUCCAGGCUUCAGGUUUCUCCCACUUCCAAUCAACCUCCGACUGUGGAAGCUUCAUCAGGAGUUGGAUUCUCUGAUCACUAGGAUCAUAGACGAGCGUCGGAACUCAGUGAAGUCAGGGGGGAGCAAUACAUACGGGAAUGACUUACUCGGACUGAUGCUAAAGGAGUGUGACAGCAGCAGUAAUUUCACAAGCAGGGAUCUGAUAGAGGAAUGCAAGACAUUCUACAUUGCGGGGCAUGAAACCACAGCGACCUUACUAACCUGGACUUUGAUGCUACUGGGAGGCUAUCCUGAAUGGCAAGAACGCGCCCGUGCUGAGGUACACGAAGUAUGUGGCAAUGAGAUUCCUGAUGGCGAGAGUGUCAGCAGGCUCAAGCUCGUGGGAAUGAUCCUUUACGAAACUCUGCGGCUGUAUCCACCAGUAAACGAGAUGACCAGGGAGUGUGUGGAGGAGUGUUGGCUGCAAGUUUUACACGUUCCAAAAGGAGUAUCUGUGUCGUUUCCAAUCGUUGGAUUGCAUCAGGAUAAGGGGCUCUGGGGAGAAGAUGCAGGCCAAUUCAAUCCAGAUCGCUUCAAAGAUGGGAUCUCAAGCGCGUGCAAGCAUCCAAAUGCUUUCAUGCCGUUUUCGUUUGGGCCGCGGGUGUGCGUGGGCCAGUCGUUUGCGAUGAUCGAAGCCAAAGUCAUUCUGGCUAUGAUACUACAGCGAUUCUCGUUCCGGCUUUCACCGAACUACCGCCAUAAUCCUGCGAUGAAGUUUGGCUUGAAGCCUAUCCAUGGAGUGCCGCUUGUACUCAGUAAAAUGUGAUGCAUGUUCGUGGCAUUAGAAGUUUAAAAAGGUUAUGUUUGUUGAACUACUCCGAGUUCUUGAACCAAACUGGUUGAUAAAUCA
Molecule: messenger RNA, 1706 nt
Organism: Selaginella moellendorffii
Lineage: Eukaryota; Viridiplantae; Streptophyta; Lycopodiopsida; Selaginellales; Selaginellaceae
Product: cytokinin hydroxylase
Exons: 5
Coding region: 90-1622 (510 amino acids)
Molecular function (GO): monooxygenase activity; heme binding; iron ion binding
Source: RefSeq, a predicted model, not a curated record